CGUGCCUCCGUUCCCAGUAGCAACGGGAGGCUUCUAAACAACCCGCCCUCCCCGCCCCAUCAUCUGCGGUCCAGGCACCCUCAGCGAUCCCGGGCUCUCCUGGCCUCUCCCACUCCGCUAGACUGUGGACUCCCGCCCGCCGCCAUGGCAGAGUUGGGCCUAAAUGAUCACCAUCAAAAUGAAGUUAUUAGUUAUAUACGUUUUGCUCGUUCAAAAAGAGGCUUGAGACUCAAAACUGUAGAUUCCUGCUUCCAAGACCUCAAGGAGAGCAGGCUCGUGGAGGAGACUUUCACCAUCGAUGAAGUCUCUGAAGUCCUGAGUGGGUUACAGGCUGUGGUUCACAGCGAGGUAGAGUCUGAGCUCAUCAACACUGCCUACACCAAUGUGUUACUUCUGCGGCAGCUUUUUUCACAAGCUGAGAAGUGGUACCUGAAUCUACAAACAGACAUCUCUGAACUUGAAAACAGAGAAUUGUUAGAACAAGUUGCAGAAUUUGAAAAAGCAGAAUUUACAUCUUCAAAUAAAAAGCCUAUCAUAGAUAUCAUAAAGCCAAAACUUGCUCCACUUAAUGAAGGUGGAACAGCAGAACUCUUAAACAAGGAAAUUUUAAGACUUCAAGAAGAGAAUGAGAGAUUGAAGUCAAGGCUGAAGACCAUGGAAAUACAGGCUACAAAUGCAUUGGAUGAGAAGUCAAAACUAGAAAGAGCACUGCAAGAUUUACAGCUCAAUCAAGGAAAUGAGAAGGAUUUUAUAAAGGCUGAAGACUUAAGCGAAUUGGAAAAUACAGUUGCUGCUUUAAAGAAUGAGUUUCAGAAGACUCUUAAUGACAAGACAGAAAACCAGAAGUCCCUGGAGGAAAAUCUAGCAACAGCCAAGCAUGACCUGCUCAGGGUUCAGGAGCAGCUGAGUUUGGCUGAAAAGGAAUUAGAGAAGAAAUUCCAACAAACGGCAGCUUAUCGAAACAUGAAAGAGAUUCUCACCAAGAAGAAUGACCAAAUCAAAGACCUAAGAAAAAGACUGGCAAAAUACGAACCUGAAGAUUAACAACUGAGAAGGGUUUCAUCUGGAAGCAACCAUAUAUGAAAGUAUAAGCCAUUUUUCACCUCAGGCAUGUAUUUUGAGGCAUUUUGUUAUAUUCCCUCCCUUUAUUUUUCUAAUAUUUAGAGUUUGCUCUUAUUUCACCCCCACCAAAGAACUCCUAUUUCCAUUUACCAAUUGUGAAGAGAGAAAACCCACUGAUUCUGGUUGGUCAUCCCAAACACCUCCCCGCUGAGCGCUCCAGAGUCUGUCUUUGAAUACAGUGAGAAUUCUUUACAGGAAAGGAGAUUUUUGAAGUGGGAAGAAGGGUCAUACCCUUUUGCAUUAAUAGAAAGGAUAUAUAACUUUUUAAUAAAUGUUAAAGAAGUUAACAAUGUCUAUACUUGUAUAUUCCCCAGGAUAAAAAUAAAUAUAGUAGUAUUAAAGAUAGUUACUACAAAUAAACCUUAUUUUUAUUUCUAAAACCAAAAUCUAAUUCAUUUUCUCUAUUUGAUCAUCAGAAAGUGUAUGAGUUCAUUGAAAAUGUAAAUCCCAUCUACUAUAGGCAGCAUUUUUACCAAUUAGAAGGAAAAUGAACAGAUGAUUCAGUUAACCUCUUUGAUUUUUCUACCUAAAUGCUGCAUUUAUCAAAGGAGUUCAGGCAUUUUUGCAGCAUGGCUCAUUCUGAGUCUGUACUAUUGAUGGAGACUCAGAGCCAUGCUUUAUUUCUGUGGUUUUGAAAAUGUGGACUCAGAAUAAAUGUGAUCUUUAUUUUUUUUCCAGAAUAUUCUUUUAAAUUACAUGUUAAAUAACACUUAAAAAAGACAUAUUCCAUAUAAUGUCAGCCACCAAUCCUCAAAAUUGAACCUUUGAUUAAAAUUUAUUUAUUUACAUGUAUUUGCAGUAACUACAUUUUCAAGAAGUUUUAAUUAUAUUUCCAUUUCUUCUGCUUUUUCCUGGGUAGUUUUAGAUCAAAUCAUUGGAAAUUAGGCAUAAUACCUGCACUUGGGUAAUACAAUGAUAUAUAUAAGGAUAAGUAAAAAUCUAUAAAGCACUAAUGCCUCAGAAGGAAAGCACUUUUUAUUGUGAUAAUAUAUAUAUAAUAUAAAAUGUGGCAUUUUAACCAUUUUUAAGUGUACAAUUUAAUAGCAUUAAUUACUUUUACAAUAUUGUACUACUAUCACCACCUUUCAUUACUAAAACUUUUUCAUUACCCAAAACAAAUUCUUUACCCUUUAAGCGAUAACUCCCCAUUCACCCUCCCCCCAAUCCCUGGUAACUUCUAACCUACUUUCUGUUUCUGUGAAUUUGAGAAGCACUUUUUUUUUAGGAGAAAUUGUAGGUUUACAGAAAAAUGAUACAUAAAAUAUAGAGUUCCCAUAUACAACCCUAUUAUUAGCACCUUGCA
This is a messenger RNA of Choloepus didactylus (southern two-toed sloth), 2425 nucleotides long. RefSeq names its product leucine zipper transcription factor like 1 (gene LZTFL1). Gene Ontology annotation, cellular component: cytoplasm. The transcript has 10 exons. Lineage: Eukaryota; Metazoa; Chordata; Mammalia; Pilosa; Megalonychidae. Bases 145 to 1044 code for a protein of 299 amino acids. Gene Ontology annotation, biological process: negative regulation of protein localization to cilium. The record is from RefSeq and is a predicted model, not a curated record.